ACAGUCUCUGUGAAGGAGGUAGAGGUCGACGGGUGAGAAAGAUGUGGGAGCUCCAGAAAGGUUUGGGCGCGUUCUUCCUCCUCUGCGGCGCCUGCCUGACCGAAGGCCGCGCGCUGAGGUUCGUCGUGGCAGUAUUCCGACAUGGUGACCGGUCGCCCGUCGAGUCGUAUCCCAGGGACCCCCACGGGGAGGAGGUGUGGGCUCAAGGCUUCGGACAGCUGACUGAGCUGGGCAUGAAACAACAGUUUGAGCUGGGCCUGUUUCUAAAGAGGCGCUACGGCAACUUUCUCAGCGAGAACUACAACAACAAAGAGCUUUACGUGAGGAGCACCGACUACGACCGCACUCUGAUGAGUGCCCAGGCGUGCCUCGCCGGGAUGCUGCCCCCGACCAGACGCCCGCCUCCCAUCGUGCCCCAGUUACUGUGGAGGCCCGUCCCGGUGCACACCGUCCCCAGGGCCCGGGACAAGCUGCUGAAGUCUCCGGGCAAAGACUGUCCGAGGUUCAGAGCUCUGAUGACGGAGACCUUUGAGAGCGAGCACUACCAGAGGUUCCUCAGGGACCACCAGUACUUUGUGGAGGGACUCGCCAACCACACUGGCUACCCCGUCUCCAAACUGGUUGGCAAAAAAAUGUGGCGGGUCUACGACACGCUUACCUGCCAGCGGAUCCAUAACUUGACUCUCCCCCGCUGGGCCACCCAAGACGUUCUGGACACCCUGAAGAAAAUUGCGUCAUUUGAGGUCAUGUACAGCAUCCUCAGUCACAAGCGCAAAGAGAAGGCGCGGCUCUCGGGAGGGGUGCUGCUGAAUGCCAUUCUGAGGAAUUUCUCCAAGGCUGUAGAGCAAGGGAGCACUCUCAAAUUCAUUAUGUAUUCAGCUCACGACUCUACACUCAUCACCCUCCAGGCCGCGCUGGACGUGUACAACGGCCUUCUUCCUCCUUAUGCUGCCUGUCAACUCUUUGAGUUCUACCAGGAGUAUGAUGGUUCCUAUUCUCUGGAGCUGUACUACCGCAACGACUCCCUGCGUGACCCUUACCCCAACAACGUGGCGGGAUGCAACGGGUUGAACCCCUGCCCGCUGGCCAUGUUCACUGAGCUGGUGCGGGACGUGGUGGCAGAGGACUGGGAGGCCGAGUGUGGGUUUAGGACCAGAUUGUCAAGCACAGGUGAAGAAGAAGAUUUUUUAUAUUUUUUAUUUUCAAACAAACAUUUGUGGCCUUGUUAAUCCUUCAGUGCAAUAUGACCGUCCCUGUAUUUACCUUCGAGACCAGUGUGGGGGAUUUUCAGCACACACUGCGUGAUUUAAAAAUAUCAUCACCAAAUGUUCCAUUAGCACACACACACACACACAC
Messenger RNA from Pungitius pungitius (ninespine stickleback), 1356 nucleotides. Its product is annotated as testicular acid phosphatase homolog. The coding region runs from base 42 to 1229 and encodes 395 amino acids. The record is from RefSeq and is a predicted model, not a curated record. NCBI's taxonomy places the organism in Eukaryota, Metazoa, Chordata, Actinopteri, Perciformes, Gasterosteidae. Gene Ontology annotation, biological process: regulation of neuronal synaptic plasticity; lysosome organization; negative regulation of ERBB4 signaling pathway. Gene Ontology annotation, cellular component: postsynaptic membrane; lysosome. Gene Ontology annotation, molecular function: protein tyrosine phosphatase activity; acid phosphatase activity; receptor tyrosine kinase binding. The transcript has 10 exons.